CAUGUGACCGAGCGGCAGAACACGGAAGAGGAAGCGAAAGCAUUUACCGUCACCAUAAACAUGACAAGCGAAACCUAGAAAGUAAGCUAAUUGUUUAAAAUCACCAGUUUUAAGUUAAAUUAGAUUGCAGAAAGUCGUCGGAAAACGCUUUGUGUCGGACAGCAAUGGCAGUAAACGUGCUGUCGUUCCUCCUGCUGAUGUGGUUUGGCUGUCAGGUCGACGGUCAGCUGGCGAUUCUGCACGCGUCUAAUGGAUCCACAGUCAGAGAAUACUGUCUGGUGUACAACUCAACCUGGAGCAACAUCUCAGACCGCCUGAGUGCAGCUGUGGCCUAUCCGCUGCUGAACCUGACCUCCAGUCAGCUGUGUGUGAGGGGUCAGCAGGACUCUCUGGAGGGUCAGGCUGUGGUGGUGACGAGGGGCAGCUGUGAUUUCGGUCAGAAGGCUCUGGUCGCUCAGGAUCUGGGUGCGUCUGUGCUUCUGAUCGCCAGCAUCAAGAGUAUGUUGACGCCUACGGUAAACAACUCUGUGUUCAGUAAGAUGAAGAUUCCUGUGGCCCUGGUGAGACACCGGGACGUCCUGGACGCGCUGCAGGUGUUUCCUCAGGGGAUGGAGGUGAGGUUAUACGCUCCUCCUCUUCCUCCGUUUGACGCCAGCAUCAUCGUCAUGUUUCUGAUCGCUGUGUUCACGGUGAUGAUGGGGGGAUUCUGGAGCGGCGCGGCCGAGAAGCUGAAGCAGGCCCCGGGGUCUGAGUGUGACGCGGCUCAGGGACUCUCUGACAGCAGUGAGGUCUCGCUCUACUCUCCUCUGAAGGUGCUGCUGUUCGUGGCCAUGAUGUGUGUGAUGCUGGUGCUCAUGUACUUCUUCUACCGCUGGCUCGUUUAUGUGAUUAUCGUCAUAUUCUGCCUGGCCUCAGCGUCAGCGCUCUAUAACUGCCUGGAUUCACUGAUGACUGCACUGGGCUGCAGCACACUCAGUGUUUCCUGUGGAGAGAGAAGUGUGUCAGUACGUUCACUGCUGAUCGCCGCCUUCUGCAUCACGCUGUCUGUCAUCUGGGGAGUGUACCGCAACGACGACAGGUGGAUCUGGAUCCUUCAGGAUCUGCUAGGAAUCGCCUUCUGCCUGAACUUCCUGAAAACCAUCAGUCUGUCAAACUUCAAGAUCUGUGUGAUUCUGCUCAGUCUGCUGCUGCUCUACGACGUCUUCUUCGUCUUCAUCACACCAUUCCUGACACCGAACGGAGAGAGCAUCAUGGUGCAGGUGGCUCUGGGCCCCGGCGCUGGAGGGAAGGGAGACAGCAAUGUAGUGGAGGUUCCAGGAGACCAAACAACCUCCUACGAGAAACUGCCGGUGGUGAUGCGUAUCCCACAGUUCUCUGCGCUGGCUCAGAAUCUGUGUAUGAUGCAGUUCUCCAUCCUGGGCUACGGUGACAUCAUCAUACCAGGUCUGCUGGUGGCCUACUGUCACAGGUUUGACGUGUGGAUGGGGAACUCCAGAAGAGUCUACUUCAUCUCCUGCAGCGUGGCGUACGCCGUGGGUCUGCUGCUGACCUUCGUUGUGAUGCUGUUGUCUCAGAUGGGUCAGCCGGCGCUGCUGUACCUGGUUCCCUGUACGCUCCUGACCAGCUCCGUCCUCGCCGGCGUCCGCAAGGAGUUCACACACUUCUGGAGCGGCUCGGGGACGUAUCAGGUCCUGGACGAGUCUAGGAAGCCCUUGUUAUCAGAGGGAGACGCCGGACGCACCGCUGGACUGAGGAGCUGCUGAGACUCACACUGACCAGUGUUUCCUGUGACACACAGCUGGAUCUGAUGAGAGUCGUGUGUGUGUGUGUGUGUGUGUGUGUGUGUGUGACCGAUCAUCAUCACACUGGGACACUUUACUAAAACAUCAGACUGUCUGAAAAUUACUCUAUAAGGGGCCUUAACCAGAUCAACCUGCUGUUUUUUGUCUUUCACUUUUUUAAUGUAAUCAUUUUUUUAAUUUUGGGGAUAUUUGACAAAAACCUGAUGACCAGUCUAACUCUCUUUCUCUGUAAUCUGAAUAAAUACAAAUCUGAAAA
Carassius gibelio (silver crucian carp) is the source of this 2058-nucleotide messenger RNA. Its product is annotated as signal peptide peptidase-like 2A. Bases 165 to 1763 code for a protein of 532 amino acids. The record is from RefSeq and is a predicted model, not a curated record. Gene Ontology annotation, molecular function: aspartic endopeptidase activity, intramembrane cleaving. Gene Ontology annotation, biological process: membrane protein proteolysis. The transcript has 16 exons. Lineage: Eukaryota; Metazoa; Chordata; Actinopteri; Cypriniformes; Cyprinidae. Gene Ontology annotation, cellular component: Golgi-associated vesicle membrane; lumenal side of endoplasmic reticulum membrane; lysosomal membrane.